Molecule: messenger RNA, 666 nt
Organism: Brugia pahangi
Lineage: Eukaryota; Metazoa; Nematoda; Chromadorea; Rhabditida; Onchocercidae
Source: the annotation of a GenBank genome assembly
AUGAAGACAAAAAUCAAUUAUAUUGUGGAUGGAAGUGAAUCAUGGGAAGAGGGUAAUUUUGAAUUGAAUGGUGAAAAUCGUGAUUUUAUCAUAUCAUUUCGUCCUGUACUGGUCAUCUAUCAUCAAUGUGGUCAACUAAAACGGAAAAAUGCAACAUAUCGUCGAUUUAUUAUUAAAAUUCCUGAACAAUUUAUUAAUAGCAAUGAAUCAUUUCAUAUUGGUACUAUUAAUUUGGAAUUGUAUUAUCCAGGUCAAAAAGAUGGCAUCAAAUUUAUUCAUUUCAAUAAACCGCUCGAAAUUAGUGGUAAAUUAUUUUGUGCCGGCGACCAUUACAAUGUAUCAACAAGUGUUGUACGAUUGUUUUCAACUGAUAAGCAAGAAGUGAAUAGUUUUAUCACUGAACAACAACCAAAUAAUGAAGGAUCUUUUCGACUAUCCAGUGGACAGACAAUUCUUCAGAAACCUAUUUUAGUGAUAAAUCAUCAAUGUGGUAUGACAUUUUAUGAACGACAAAAGGAUAUCUACCGACAGUUUACAAUUUACAUCCCGUAUUCCUACUACAAUUCAGGAAGAAUCGGUUUGAAGAUAUUUCAUAUCGGUCAACUCGGCCUUCACAUCAACUAUCCCAAUGAAAAGAACGCACCACUUAUCGAUAUAACAACAUAA